This is a messenger RNA of Puccinia triticina, 492 nucleotides long. RefSeq lists its product as uncharacterized. Gene Ontology annotation, biological process: protein phosphorylation. NCBI's taxonomy places the organism in Eukaryota, Fungi, Basidiomycota, Pucciniomycetes, Pucciniales, Pucciniaceae. Gene Ontology annotation, cellular component: cytoplasm; plasma membrane; nucleus. The transcript has 4 exons. The record is from RefSeq and is a predicted model, not a curated record. Bases 1 to 492 code for a protein of 163 amino acids. Gene Ontology annotation, molecular function: protein serine/threonine kinase activity; ATP binding.
AUGGCCUAUCAAAUUGCCACCCCUGCUCCACAGCUGCCCACUUGCCUUGGGCAGCAGCAGCUGACCGUUUCCGAGGCAGGAAAUGGGCGUAGAUCCGAUGCUCCUGCAGCAGCAAGAAACUCCGCAGGCCCUGACGAGCUCGGAAACUUCCUCCCGCCGAAGCCUGAGAGACUGUUUGCUAUGAAGGUCCUUAAUAAGAAGGAGAUGAUCCAGCAGCAUCGGAUCAAGCGCGCUCUUGCUGAACAGGGUAUCCUCGCCGCAUCCAACCAUCCGUUCAGUGUCACCCUCUACCACUCCUUCCAAUCCGAAGACUACCUCCACUUCUGCAUGGAGUACUGCAUGGGCGGCGAGUUUUUCCGGAUGCUGCAGACCCAGCCCGACAAGCGGCUGCCCGAGGCCGACACCUGGUUCUAUGCCGCCAAAGUCAUCUCCGCGCUCAAGUAUAGAUGGACUCGGCAAUCAUUGCUUUGCCAACCAAGGAGCAGAUACUAG